This is a messenger RNA of Rotaria sp. Silwood2, 2598 nucleotides long. The record is from the annotation of a GenBank genome assembly. NCBI's taxonomy places the organism in Eukaryota, Metazoa, Rotifera, Eurotatoria, Philodinida, Philodinidae.
AUGGCAUUCGAUAUUAUCUGGGCUCUUUCAUUCAAUUCAGUUAUUGUUAAACAACUUCAAUCGAAUCAAUCAUUCAAAUCUAAAUUAGUUCAAACCAAUCAUCAAACAAAUGAUGAAAAUGUACGUAAAAUUAUAAAUGGUAUUCUUUGGAAUUUAAAUUCAAAUCGUGAAGAAAAUAUUGUAGUAGAUAACAGUAAUACGAAAAAAUUCGAUAUUAUGAUCAGUUAUUCACAUAAAGACAAACAAAUUUGUAAACAAUUGUAUGAUGAACUUAUUCAAGUUGGCUAUCGAAUAUGGAUCGAUUUCAAUCAAAUGCAUGGUAAUGUUAUGGAUGCAAUGGUAGAAGCUAUUGAACAAUCUCGAACUAUUAUGAUCUGUAUGAGUGAACAAUAUCGACGAAGUAAUUAUUGUCGAGCCGAAGCACAAUAUGCAUUUCAAAAACAAUUAAAUAUAGUACCAAUUCUUUUGCAAAAACAUUACAAACCUGAUGGAUGGCUUGCAUUUCUAAUUGGUUCAUUAUUAUAUAUUGAUUUUACUAAAAAUGAAUAUUCGAAAGCACUCGAACUGUUAAUGAAUGAACUGAAAAUGGCUGAUACACGGAAUGAAAUUUCAACUAAAUCUGUUCAAUCAAAAUUACAUAGUGUAGAAUUAUUAGCUAUAACCUCUUGUUUGACACAACCACCAUCACAAUCAAUAACAUUUCCUGAAAAUGUACAACAUUGGACGGAGACCCAUGUACAUAGAUGGCUUUCUGAAAACGAUCUUCCACAGAUGGCUCGUAUUUUGUUGGAUAUGGAUGGUCUAAAUUUAAUUUAUUUUAGUGAAUAUAUGAUCAAAAGUGAACCACAACACAUUUUAUCAUUACUUCAACAAGAUUCACUUCGUCGUAUAAACGAGAAUGUUUCACUGAUUGAAAUAUCUCGUUUCCGAAACAUUGUUCAAGGUGAAAUCAAUCCUCUUGUAAAAAAUGUUCGUCAAUUCAUUGGUUUUCCUUUUGCACAACCACCUAUUGGCACCCUUCGUUUUAAAACACCUAUUCGUAUACGUCGUUUUAAACAGCAUGUUCCUCCUAUUACUGCUGUUAAUCCAUCAUCUACCCAUAUUUAUAACACAACAGCAAGAGCACAUCAAGAUGGAUUUCCUCGGUUCACUUGUACGCAGAGCUCUUUCUCAAAUUCGAGUGUGAUCUACGCACAAGAAGAUUGUCUUUAUCUAGAUAUUUUCUUACCAUUACAUAUCAAUCAUAGAUCCUUGUUACCUGUCGUUAUCUAUAUUUAUGGCGGUGGUUUUCAAACAACAGAUCCACAUAAUCCAAGUCGAAUUAUUUCAUUGUAUCAAAAUAUUAUUUAUGUUGCUAUUCGUUAUCGUGUCAACGUGUUUGGAUUCAUGGCAUCAACAUCUCUGUCAGCUAGUCGUUUAGGACCAAUUCAGUCAUCUGGUCUACAAGGUUUUGAAGAUCAACAAAUGGCAAUGAAAUGGGUUCGAGAUAAUAUUCGAUAUUUUGGUGGUGAUCCUAAUCGUGUUACAUUACAAGGUCACUCAGCUGGUGGUGUAUCAGUUUGCCUUCAUUUAAUUGCACCUGCUUCUCAAGGUUUAUUCCAUCGUGCUAUUAUCGAAAGUGGAGGUUGUGACAUUGGACAAGUAUCUUUACAACAAAUGGAAGUAAUUGGUGAUGAUAUUACAUCUCAUUUUUAUUAUUUAAAUUUUUUUUCUUUAAAUGCUAUUCAUCCACCGAUUGAUGGUUUGAUCAUUCCUGAUUCAAUAACUAAUUUAUUUCAACAGAAAAAAUUUUCAAAAAAAGUUCCACUCUUAACCGGAACGACUAGUGCUGAAUUCGGUUUAUUUAUUGCAGGAGGUUUUGAACCAGGAUGGCAAAUCAGAAAUUUAAGUCAAACUGUAUUAUCUCAAUGGGUUCAAAUAUAUUCGAAAGGCCAAUCAGCAUAUUUAAAUACGACUUAUAAUCCAUAUAUUGCUCCAUAUUUACCAUCCAUAUUGGUCAAUUAUUACGGUUUGGCUGAUGCAUUAUCAACAGCCAUAUUUCAAUGUUCUGUUCGUCGAACAGCUGCUUAUUUAACUAAUAAUGAAUGUGGAUCUGUGUAUUUGUAUUCAUUUGAUUAUGUUCCAUUAUCAUCUCCUUGUCUCGAUUUAUCACAAUCAGUUCAUGCUCAAGAACUACCAUUUAUAUUUAAUACAGCCAAUUCAUCGGCGUUAACACAGAUUAUAUUUCCAGUUAACACAUUUAGUGAAAAUGAACAAAUAUUAGCAUCAGCUAUGAGUUUACUAUGGAUACGAUUUGCUGUUCAUGGUAAUCCCAAUACACCUUUGGAUGCUGAAGAAACGAAUCCAUUAAUAACUCAAUUAAAUCAAUUUGGUGCCUGGCCCAAGUAUUCGACAAAUACUGUGGCUGGCCUUUCUUCUUAUUUAAUUUUCGCUAACCAAGUAUCGCGAAAUAGUAGUACGACUAUUCGAUUAUUAACAAGUGGUUAUCAUUCACCGAUAUGUGCUGCAUGGGAUCAAAUUGUACCAAAUCCAACUAUUGUUAAACGAUGUGCUGCUGGUUUUAGUGGCCCGAAUUGCUCAUCACUCAAGAAGACAUGA